AUGGGUAUUCCUGGGCUCAUCAAUGCAAUUGGCCCGGGAGAGCGUAUCUCUCUGGCCAAGCUGGCUGUAACCCACCUGGAGCGGACAGCAAGGCCGAUUCGUAUUGCCGUCGACAUCUCAAUUUGGCUGUUUCAAGUGCAAGCAGGUCGGGGCGGGAAAAACCCAGAAUUGCGCACCUUAUUUUUUCGACUAUUGAAAUUACUUGCAUUACCUAUUCACCCACUUUUUGUCUAUGACGGACCGCAAAAACCCGCUUUCAAGAGAGGCAAAGCGGUAUCACCACGUAGUUACGGCAGUGCACCGAUCAUCAGACGCUCCAAGGAACUCAUUGAACGAUUCAGAUUUCCGUGUCACGAUGCCCCGGGAGAGGCAGAAGCUGAAUGCGCAAGGCUGCAGCAGGCAGGUAUCGUGGAUGCUGUUAUGAGCAACGAUGUUGAUGCAUUGAUGUUUGGAUCGUCCUUGACAGUCAUGAACUAUUCAAAAGAGAGCGGCACUGGCACUUCUUCUGCCACUCAUGUCACCUGUUAUGCGAUGGGACAAGAUGGACAUCCCUCAAAUAUACCUCUUGACCGACCUGGGAUGAUUCUAUUCGCAAUGCUCAGUGGAGGAGACUAUCUACCAUCUGGUAUUCCGAAAUGUGGCAGUAAGCUCGCUGCGGAAAUUGCCAAGGCUGGAUUCGGUGAAGGUUUACAAACGCUUGCGUCGCAAUCGGAUGUGGACACUGGAUUGCAAGAGUGGAGAGAACGACUCCAAUGUGAACUUUCAGAGAACAUCAACGGCUACUUUGCGACAAAACAUCGGGCAGUUAAAAUCCCAGAUUCGUUCCCAGAUCGAACAAUUCUCGAGUAUUAUGUCCGGCCGAAAGUUUCCAGCGACGAAGAAAUGUCCAAGUUGAAGACAAAGCUCAAAGAUGCCUGGGACAGGGAUAUCGAUCCCAUGGCGAUCAGAACAUUUGCUGCAGACCAUUUCGAAUGGAAGUAUCAAUCGGGGGCAAAGAAAUUGAUCAAAUUGCUGGCUGAGCCUCUUGUCUCGUACAGACUGCGUCUCCAAAGACCUGUUCUAGGCGUUCCUCCUGGGUUUUCCUUUGUACCCGAUCUUCCACCCACCAUGCAAAAGGUGUAUCGAACCAGAACAAGCUUCGGCAAAGAUGCAAUGCCAGAACUCCAGCUAGAUAUGCUACCCGCAGAUAUUGUUGGGUUGGAUUUCCUCGCUGAAAAAUCAAACCCACCGCUUCCGACGCAUGACACAAUGGCAACUCAGACACAGGAGGGCGAGGAAGAGGACGACGCAGAGAUAGCUGCUGGAUCACCUACUCCAACGCCAUCGAAAACUCGGGUAGCAAACCGAUUUGAUCCUCUCUCUAUCGAAAAAUUUUGGGUUUUUGAGACUGUGGUAAAGCUCGGUGCCCCUGCACUCGUGGAAAAGUGGGAGAAAGAGCUGGCUGAAAAAGCCGAGAAAGCCGAGAAAGCCGCACAAGCCGCGGCCAAGAAGAAGACCAGUACUCGACGCACUGCUCCCAGGAAAAAGGGGCAGAUAGAUGCGGGUAUGAAAAGGGGAAGCAUCCUGAAAUACGGUACUCUGACGAAAGAGAAGCCAGAAAUUCCAGCAAGUAAACAGGCGCACUUGUUGGAAGCCGCUACUUCUAAUCAUUCAAGCAACCCUCUCUCGCGGCUUGUUUCAGGUUCUGGUUCUACUUCGCCAAUAUUUGUGGAUCAGGAGGACGAUCCCUUCUCCUCGCCGAGCAUGUAUGAUCAGCAGAGACCCUCACCAACUAUGCAUCGCAUCUCCAGAGAGAUUGACGAUCUUCUCGAACCCUUCUCUUCGAUGUGCAGCUUAUCUCCUUCUGCCAAUAUCAAACGUCACCCAGUGGCGAAUCAGCCCCGCGUUAGAUCAAGGCGCACAGCUUUGGGUACUGGUGGAUUUGAUAUUGAAGAAUCGGAUGCACUGGAUAUGGAUAUCGGAUACUCUCCAUCUCGUCCGGAGACCCCUCAAGGACUCAGGAUCAGCUACUCAGUCUCCGACGUCUAUAAGGCCGAAGGUUAUUCAGAGAAGCUUUUAGCAAAAAGUUUGGUAACCCUGCCCUCUCCGUUCAGAAAGACUCAAUCCAAGCCAAAGAAAAUCCCCAGGAGGCAAUGCGAAGAGGGACGCGAGGUCGAGUAUAUCGAAAAAGCCAUCGAGUCCCUUGACCUGACAUGCGAAUCCGCCACUAGCCGAUAUGAAGAACUGGCGACUCGCUCAUUAUGUCAACCCUCAACGAAGAAGCCACCGCCAUCACCAAAAGCCCGGACUCGUUCCUUCAAGGCCGAGGUCAUCAGACCAUCCAAGUCUACUGGACAAGCAAAUCCCAAUCCCGGGCCCAAGCCCAAGCAUGGUGUGCCGUUGAGCACGAGGACCUGCGAAAAUAAUGACAUCAACGAAGUACAUAAGUCUCCCAAGAAGUCAAAGGAGACGAAGAACAAAUCCCCAAAACCUAAGACCCCGGAAUACUUGGAGAAUAUUGUUUUGCAUGAUGGUUUUUGGUCCAUCGAGGAGUCUUCUGAACAAGAUUCUGGCCAAGUGUCGAAUGUCGAUAGCCGGCGUGCAGUUCACAAGCAAAGCCAAACCGGCAAGAAGAAACGGAUAUCUCGUGUCAGUAUCCUCGACCUCAGUUAA
This is a messenger RNA of Penicillium paradoxum, 2652 nucleotides long. RefSeq names its product crossover junction endodeoxyribonuclease. NCBI's taxonomy places the organism in Eukaryota, Fungi, Ascomycota, Eurotiomycetes, Eurotiales, Aspergillaceae. The coding region runs from base 1 to 2652 and encodes 883 amino acids. The transcript has 2 exons. Gene Ontology annotation, molecular function: crossover junction DNA endonuclease activity; 5'-flap endonuclease activity. The record is from RefSeq and is a predicted model, not a curated record.